GCAAGCCCCCCCCUCCUUCCUCUCACCACCUCUCCAUCCUCUCUCUCUCUCUCUCUCUCUCUCUCUCUCUAGUCUGCAGCCUCCAAGAACAGCCGCCGCAUCAUUUUUUUCCCCCCGAGCAGCAGCAGCAGCAGCCCCCUCCCUACGCCUCCUCCCUCCAUCCUCUCGCUUCUCUCCAUCUCUCUUUCUGCUGCUUGCACCACUGUGGGAAUGCAGCGAGGGUAAACGAAUCGCAGAAGCUGACCCUUUUUGGUUGUUGCUGUGUGUGCGUGCGUGCGUGCGUGUGUGUGUGAGUGUGUGUGCGUGCGUGCGCGCGCGCGCGUGUGUGUGUCUGCGUGCCGGAUCUAUCAUCACAGUGACGGAUUGCAGGCAGACAGCGCCGGGAGACGCACACACGGCUGUCACUCCGGGAGAUCCGGAGUCGGGUGGUCGGUCCAGGUUGGAUUUUUUUUCUUAGCCCCGCGACUCCGGACAUCAACACCGCCCCAUCCCCUUCUGCAGAUCAAUUCAGACCCCCCCCCCCCUCUUCUCUUCUUCUGCACUCGUUUCUUCUUUCAAUUUCGGUGGCUUUCCCCCCACCCUCCCAACAUCUGGAUUAUCAACAGCUGGAGUCGCCAAAAAAAGGGGGUGGCCGGGCAUGGAGAGCUGUCACAGGCAAAACUUGAAGUAGCCGACAGAGAGACACCCGCGAGGGGGUAAAACGGAGCGGUCGGACGCGAUCCCAUGGACUCAGAGAGUAGAGGAGUAAAAGGACCGACCGGUGAUUCUUUUUUUCUUCUUCUUCCGUAGGGACCUUCUGCGGCCGAUGAUCACCCAGCUGAGUGCUGGAGGGUGCCGCCGGAGCCCGGCUUGUUGAUGUACGCGCGCGCACGCACGCACGCACGCACUUGGAUUUACAGCUCCGGUCUGACGCGCACGAUGCAGCGGAUCGAUAUCCUCCUCGGUUCCCUUUGCGUCGGCUUUUUUUAACAACCGAGUGCAACGUCCUGGGAUUUAUCAUCGCUUCGUUAGCGCCCAACCACCACAGCUUCCCUCUCUCACCUGUCCAUAGCCUGUCUGCUCCCGUGGAAGUGUGGAUAUUCUUGUGCAUAUUUGUGUGCGUGCCUGUGCGUGUGUGUGUGUGUGUGUGCGUGCAUGCGUGUGUGUGUGUGUGCUUGUGUGUGUUGUCCGCCAGAGGGAGUGUAGGUUAUAUUGCUUGUGUGCGCAUUUGAUUGCCCUGGCAGGUUUAAAUUAGAAGUGGCUACGUGACUGUCGAGUGAUUGUGUCUGCCUGUGUGUGAGUUCCACGUGUAUACAUCUGUGCAUGUGUCGAUACAGUUGUGCCGGCCAAGGCAUUGUGCGCGCACCAGCUUAAGAUGCCCGGCAUUUCUUUCGCACCACAUCCCCUUCCUCGUGCAUGCCCUUGUGUCGUUCGGCCACCUGUUUGACCUCCCGGACACAUAUCGAAGAGGCGGAAAGCUCCGGCAAGAUGAGCGAGCGCUCCGGUGCGAGCACUCUGGCAGCCAUGACGCUGGAGGAGCCGGGGGCUGAACAGGAAUCUCCCAGAGCCCCGGGCCCUCUCCGCUGUGGCCCUUGUGCUGUGUGGCCUCGCCAGCAGACCUGGCUGUGUGCCGUUCCCCUGGUAAUGGGCUUUGUGGGACUGGGACUCAGUCUCAUGCUGCUGAAAUGGAUUGUGGUGGGAUCUGUUCAAGACUAUGUCCCCACUGAUCUGGUGGAUCCCAAAGGUAGCAUUGGACAGGACCCCAUAUUUCUCUCUAAACCCAGUGCCAUGCCCAAGGGGCCCGACAUUUCCACUGCCACCACGACUUCAACUGCCUCUACCACGACAAUAGUUUCGACUACCACGCAACUAGCUGCGGACGGUACUGCCCCAGCACCGAGAACUCGAAUUGGGCCACCAGCAAACCACUCAGCGAACGGCAGCACUGCCAAUGGAGAUGGCAACCGCGCACCACACCUUCACAAUCGUGUCGGCACCCGCAUUAGCGGCACUGUGGUCACCACCUCCACCACCCGACUCACACCGCCACCCAGCGGCAAGGAGGUCACCCCUCGCAGCACUGUUAGGAAAGGAAGCAACGCUGGUAAUGGACACAACGGGGCUGCCAACUCAAAGCCGGGGCAGACUUCUGCCACCAUCGCCACCACAGCAUCCUCUUCAGCUACCGCUAGUGUGAAGACCACCGCCAAGGUGCAGCCGACCACGUCCCAACCGGCGCCCCCGGUCAAACCCACGUCGCGAUGGAGUCACGGGCGCCCAGGCAAGGGCCCAGCCACACGCCCACACCACCGCUUCCGAACGCCGGUGGCCCCCACACUGCCCAGCCCACGCUCGGAGGUCUUCAAACCAUGUGUGGAAGACAAGGACCUGGCCUUUUGUCUAAACGAGGGAGAAUGCUCCAUCAUUGAAACCGUGGCCGGGGUUCACAGACACUGCAGGUGUAAGGAGGGCUACCAUGGACUACGCUGUGACCAGUUUGUACCCAAGACAGAUGCUAUCUUGUCAGACCCAACGGACGAACUUGGGAUCGAAUUCAUGGAGAGCGGGGACACCUACCAGAGGCAGGUGCUGUCCAUCUUCAGCAUCGCCUCGGGGAUCUGUCUCCUUGGAGUGGCAUGUAUGGCUCUCUACCGCCGCAACAAGAGACACAGGGAAAAACUCCAGGCCCAUUUCUCAGAUAGCCGCAGCCUGAGGGACUGCAGCGUCCACGCCUCUGGACUCAUGUCCAAAUCCGCGCCCAGGCUUCAAUACAGCCUUCAACUCCAAAAGAGCUGCAGUUCCCAUGGAUCAUCUGUGAAGGGCGGCAGCGUGGCCCCGGGCACAUCCAUGGUGUCCCCUCCGAUUCUCAGCAGAGCACUGUCUAAAGGGAAACGCUUCAGGAGUAGUUCUCUGUCACUUAGUCCUGCCCAGCUACGGAGGGAGACCAAUUUUUUCAAGACCCCACCCAUUUCCAGAGGGAAACACAAAAUAUCGACCAAUCUCACCGACGGAUCCAGAGUCGGACAUGUCUACAAACACUUGCAGGAGGACGAGUCAGCAGACAUGGAGUCCUUAAGAAGGUGUGAUUCUGCCAGUGGUAGGGUCGGCGCCCUCCUCAGCAGGACCUCGCUCUCCCACUUCGCAGCCAAAAAAGGAUGGACCGAGGUGCCGUGCACCCGCCUGGAUAAGGGAACAACCUUCCUCCCGCCCUCCCUACGCACCCGCUCUGUGCCCAUCAUCCCCUCCCUCCAAGCAACUGACCUCGAAGCGGGACGUGCGGGUGCCAGUGUGCGAAACCAAGGCGGGCUCCUCAAGUGGCACCCUGUGCUGGCUGGAAAGGCAGCGGUGCCCAUUAGCAAUUCUCCCUCUCCCCGCUGGGAGACUGUCAUGCCGCCGCCCGGUGCUAUGCCCAGCAGUGUGAGCCCUCCUGCCACCGCCACUGCUCCACUGGGGUCGGGGAAGAAUCCCAGCUCGGCAAAUACACCCCGCCCCGCUGAAAUUACAGUGGAAAUCGUGCAGGAAUUAAAACAGAGAAGCCUUCCCAGCUCCGUGAAAAUGUCUGGCCCUCACGGCGAGAUCCACCACGGUGGCACAAACACUCUUGAGACUGGGACCGUGCAGGAGUCAGAGCGGAAGGGUGUCCAAUAUUCAGCCAGAGUUAUGCACGCAGGCAGUGGAACCAGAGGCUCGAAGGCCGCAGGCCAAAGAGAAGCCCAGGGACAGUGCCAAGGUCAGACAUCCCUCGUGUACGGAGGCGCAAACUGCCCCUUGGCCGCCAGAGGACCCAGCUGCAGAGGAACUGGAAAUGCUCAUUCCAAGCCCUCUGCGAGCUGAUUGGAUUAACUCUGUAAAAGCUCCACAGACACUGUUUCCAGUAGUUGUAUACCUUUUGCUGGUGGCACAGGAUGGUUCGCGGCUGGGACCCUCUGUGCGGCCACACGGACCAAUAACAGAUGGCAGUCGAUUUUGCAAAGGGACACGAACAGAUUGAACUGCAGAUUGGGUGGAAAAACACACACCAACACAACAAAAAGACAUGGAAUUAUCAAGAAACAGAGACAAACACACAUUGUGAAUAAACGUGACUCGAUAAGGAAAUACAAAAACCGUGACUUGAGUGGGAGCUUGAUAGUGUACUGGAAAAAAAUGCCACUAUUUAAAAAGGAGCUUCUACUUAGAAACCAAAAUAGUGUGUCAUCUCUAUGUUGUUUCUCUAAUGUAAAGAAAUGAAAUUAUAUAUGUCAUAUAAUAUAUGUCAUAUAGACGUAUAUAUAUUUGACAUACAAUUGUGACAAAAUAAAGACUAAGAUAACAGUGUUAA
Molecule: messenger RNA, 4300 nt
Organism: Scophthalmus maximus (turbot)
Lineage: Eukaryota; Metazoa; Chordata; Actinopteri; Pleuronectiformes; Scophthalmidae
Gene: nrg3b
Product: neuregulin 3b
Exons: 9
Coding region: 1396-3813 (805 amino acids)
Biological process (GO): nervous system development; animal organ development; intracellular signal transduction
Molecular function (GO): chemorepellent activity
Source: RefSeq, a predicted model, not a curated record